GGAGCCGCGGAGAGCGCGCAAAAUGCCAGUGAUUCGACGCGACUUGAAGUACGCGGCUCGUCGGCUCGGCGCGCCGCGCGAAUUCGAACGCGCGGCGAGACGCGACGCGGGAGGGAGAGAAGCUCCGCGAGAUCCUGCCGAGGCGCGAGUCCUGUUCCCGAGUGUGUGUGUCCCGGGAGGUAGAGUGUUUCCAGCAGUCGCCACCGUCGGCUUUGCGAGCUCCGUGUGUGUCGCGUGUUUCGCGCUACGAGUGAGAGGCCUUUGCCUUUGCGAUCGAAGGCGAAAAUACGAGGCGAGGCUUCGGAGAGUGUGCGUGCGUGCGUGUGCGCGUGCGCGUGCGCGCCGGUCGCGUGCACGUGUUGUGUACGUGCGGCGCGGUACGUGGGCACCGCAUGCGCCGCUGCUGAUUCGAAGCGGUGCUGAUCAGCGGAGCGAACUCCGCGGAGUGUGCUCCGUUGCCAACGAGAGUGCUGGAUGCAGUUCCGCCGUGGUCGAGAGAGCGACUCGCGGCGUUCUUCGGAGUGCGCGUCGAGCGUGAACGGUGGAUUUUCUCCUUGACCAGUGACAAGGAGCCUGACCACGUCGUCGAGCCCAGAGAGAGAGAGAGAGAGAGAGAGAGAGAGAGAGAGAGAGAGAGAGAGAGAGAGAGAGAGAGAGAGAGAGAGAGACUCGAUUUGUCGCUCGUUGCGGUCGACUGACGAAAUCCCGCUUUCCGAUGGAUGGUUCAUUCAUCACGGAGGGACGAGUCGGCCGUUAAUCCGCAACUCGCGACACCCGCAGCGUCGUCGGGAGGACCGCGUGGAGGAAGACGCCGGGGAGGGAAGGGGCGGGCGGAGCCAAAGGGCGAAACGGCUGUCGCAACGGUCUGAGGGCGGAGAAAGUGCCUGCUCUCCAGGUCGACUUUCGUCGACGAGAGACCCCGGUGAGAAGUCGCGAUCGAUGAGCCGUGCUCGGACCGACGAUCCUCGUCGCCGGGAUAUCGUGGCAGCGGAAGAGGAUGAGAAAAGGGGCUCGCGGAGCGGCUGGUGACAAAUAAUGCGAGACGCGCGGGAUAAUGAAGUCGCUCCUCGCGGUCAGUCUUGAGAGAUAGCGGUCUGAGGAUACGCGAGAGCCAUCUCAGUCCCCGCGCGAGCUCCGGCCGGCUAGCGAGCGAGUUCUUUGAAUUCCGCCGGGGAGGGAAAUCAUGACGACAGCCGCGAACUCGAGCGAUUGCUGCGGAUAGACCCGAACGAACGAACGAACGUCCUCGCGCGCUCCUCCGUCGGCUCCCCGGAGACGCUCGACGCAGCAGGCGCAGGUCUCGGCGAGUGGUUCCCCGCGUAGAAUGAUCGUCCCGGUCGUGCCGAGGGCACGGGAGAAAAGGGAAGAGGUGGACAAUGAAGAGGAGGGAGGAGGAGCGGCGGCGGCGGCGCAGCAGCAGCAGCACGGCGUCGAAAAAGGAAAACCACGCUGAUCAGCCGCGACUGGAAGACCUCGGCGUUGCACCUUAGCGAGCGCGCCGCGGGAGAAGGGACGAGCAGCAGGAAAGGGUGAGGAGGAGCGGGAAGAGGGAGAAGACGAGGAUACGGGCUGAGCAAAAGGGCAAGGAGGCUGGGGAGAAGAGAGAGAGAGAGAGAGAGAGAGGGAGAGAGAGAGAGACAGAGAGAGAGAGAGAGAGAGAAAGAGGAAGGUCCGAAAGGUCCGAAGAGCGAAAGACGUGGAACGGGAGAGAGAGAGAGAGAGAGAGAGAGAGAGAGAGAGAGAGAGAGAGAGAGAGAGAGAGGGAGAGGAGGAAUUCGCUCGUAGAGAUUCUCUCGUUUCCAUAAAUUCAUGCUUUCGCAGACUGCCCGGGUCUUUCGCGGAUCCUUGAUCACUUAGAGCUAGCGAGCUCGGUGGACCGCCUUCCUGGAGUCUUGCACACAGGACCCUCCUUGGCAUUCAUGAUCCUGCUCCCACGGGGCACGAGCCUUCGUUGAUACUCGCCGCACGACCGUGCCGACGCCACCUCGAGGUAGCAUAAAUCCGUAGCGAUCGCGUACUUCCGCGAGUCGCGGCUGGUCGCGCUGCCCCAUGAGGCCCCUCUCCUUCGAGAACCUGAGGAGGCUCGUGGGCCGUAAGAAGGACCGCAACGAGCCUUCCUUCAAGCGCAGCGAGUCCUUCAAGCGAAUCUCCAUCAGGAAGAGCUACCUGGACCGCGGCAAACGCCGGAACCGACUCCAGAAGAACCAAGAGACGCCCGCGGCUAAUCCUGCCCCGCCCGCACCGUUGGCGAACGACAAGGUCAUCCAGCAGCAGCAGCAGCAGGUCAACGAGCAAGACCUGAAGAAGAGUCAGGAGCACUCGCUCGGCCGUGACUCCAUCACGUACGACGAGUGGCUCCAAGGGGUCAGUUCUUCCUCCCUCGAGAAGCUCCACGAGGAUCACGUGGAGUCUCUUCAGCGGCCCAAGGUCGUCAAGACCGCCAAGGUCGUGCCCAAGCACAACAGCGCCGACGCGAAUUCGAUCGCCGAGGACCUGAAGAUCCUCGAGCUCGACGCCUCGCCUGUCCUCACGUCCAAGAGGCCCAAGCCCUUUAGGAUCGCCGCGCAGGAUCAUGCUCGGGACGAGAGCAACGGGCAGGACGUUCUCUGGACGCAGGAGUCGUCUGUGGAAGGACCGCCCAGCGUCAGUAUCAGUCUUGGCAGGAUAUGGAGGGACGCGGUGCCGGUCCCGCCGGCCUCAGUCCCGCCAUCGGUCGCGUAUCCUGCCGCAUCGGAUUCCGCGGUCCAUCACUCGUUGGACAGCGCCCUGAAGGAGAGGAAACCGCAGCCGACCGUCGCGAGGACGGUCUCGGCGCCGGAGAAGCCCGUCAGCAAGGAUACCUCGUCGUCCUUCGGCUUCUCCCUUCGAAUCGCCAAACUCGCGGAUUUCAGGCCAGGGGUGGCGCGAAACGGCCUAUUCCGCCGCAAGACGCCGAAGCCGUCGCCGAGCGUGAGCAGCGAGGGCUACUUCAAGCGCACGAGCGCGUCCAGGCGCUCGGGUUCCCGUCGCUGCCGCGGCAAGCGAACGUCGCAGCGCUCCAGGAAGUGCCAGCAGCCUCCUCGCACCAGCAGCCCGGUGUGGUUCGUCCCGCCGGAGAGGCGGCGUUCGAGACGCCAGCGGCGAGUCUGGCGGGAGAUCCGCUACUUCCCCGACGACGAGGGUCCGAUCCUCGAACGAAUCAACGACUGGUCGUCGAACGUGUCGGAUGACCAGUUCGACGACCAGAAGCUGCUGCUGUCGGGUGACUUCAACGAGCGCGUCCACGACGACGCUCUCAACUCGAUGGUCUCGUCAUCGCUGGGCUCCUUCUCGGCGACGUCGUCCUCGUCGUCGGCCUGCCCGGCUCCCAAGAUCAGCGACUUCAACGAGGACAAGCUGUUCUCCGAGGAGUUGAGGAUCAGCGGCCUCUUGGCGCGCGGGACCACCUGGAAGCCGUCGCUUACGACGACGACGACGACGACGACGGUAACCACGACGACAAUGACAAUGACCGCGACGACGACGGCGGGGGCGGCUGCUUCUGGAAAUUAUUUCGCCAGCAGCCAGUUCCUCAGUUUCCUGGCGAAGGACGUUGUCAAAGAAAGGUCGAAGAGCGAGAGCUCCAACACGGGCUACAGGUGCCUCUCGUCGACGGACAGCGACGACGACGAUGACGACGACGAUGUCGUCGAGCGUUUCAACGAGCGCAAGAGGAACGUCAGUUUCCCUCAGCAGCAGCAGCGUCAGCACCUGAAGAGGCAGAAGUCCGGCAUCCGGAGGCGACCGCUGCGCCGAAAGUCGCAGCUGAAAAGAGCGUCCGGCCAGCCGGUGUUCCUCGUGCGCAAGUGCUCGUCCUUGAGGAAACGUCCUAGGGAUAUCACACAGAAGGGUUAUGAGAAGAAACGGACGCGUCUACUGCAGCAGUACGCCUCGAAGCAGUUAGGGGCUGCAAAUGCUGGUGGUGGUGGAGGGCUGGAGAGAACGGGUUACGGAAGCGGGGGAGGUGGCGGCGUUGGCGUUGGCGUUGGCGGCGGCGGCGGCGGAGGAGGAGGAGGAGGAGGAGGAGGCGGAGGAGGAGGAGACUGUGGCGACGGUAGUGGUGGUGGCGGCGGCCGACCGCAGCCACGUGCACGGCGCACGCAACGGCGCGUCACGCACAACGAGAAGCGCUAUCACUCAGGCGGCCGGCUAGUGCCUGGCGGGAUCGCCAGUCCCCCGGGAUCUGGCGGCUCCACAGGGAACACCGGGAACUCGAACUCGGCUGCGGCGGCGGCGGCGGCCGCGAGACGCGGCAAUCGCAGACUUACGCGCAAUGAGAGCCGAUACCAUUCCGAGGUGCGCCAGGAGGCGGUGCAGCAGGCGCUGGCGGCGAUGCAGGGGCGGCCGAAGCCAUCCUUGCCGAUGCCGUCCAAGAGGACCUCCGUGAUGGCCAGGAGUCCCGAUCGGGAAAGACGCGAUAGCGGCGAGUCCAGCAGCGACGAGGACAGCGUCGUCACCGAGGAGAGUCCUGGCGCGGGUGGACCUACCGGUACCGGCCUCUCGGACACCAGCAGCACCGGUUCCGCCCGAGACACCCCGCCGCCGCCGAGGCCGCCGGCAAGGAGGCCGCCCGGAGCCGACAUCACGGACAUCGCCGAGUACACGCCGCACGCCUACUGCAACAUCCAGCCACCGGACGUCACCCACACGAGCAGCACCCCGGUGACGGUGCAGCAGCAGUCGGCGACGCGGCGGCCCGGCGCCGACCGGGUGAAUCGUUAUCACGUGGUCGAGGACCAAAACAACACCGGCACCACCGGCCGUUGGAAGGUCUCCGCCAAGAUCCAGCAGCUGCUCAACACGCUCAAGCGGCCAAAGCGCCGGCCCCUGCCGGAGUUCUACGAGGACGACGACAUCGAGCUGGAGAUCGCUGCUAAUCCGAAGGACCCCAACGCCCCGAAGCCCGAGGGAGGCUCCAUGACGUCGGCGGUGGGCGAGUCCUUGUCGGUGCCGUCGGGCUUGCCGAGAUCCCUCGAGGCUGCCAUCCAGAGGUACGGCUCGGCGACGUACAAGGCACCAGUGGCGACCGUUCUCGACCCUAACGGCAAGCUUUGCGUAACGCUCACGUACGGGAAGCUGCUCAGCCGCUCCCAUAAGAUCGCCUAUACUCUUCUGAACAAGGCUCUAAGUCGCGGUGGGGAUUGCUGCCUGAAACCCGGCGACAGAAUCGCCCUCGUUUACCCGAAUAACGACCCGAUCAGCUUCAUGUGCGCCUUUUACGGCUGCUUGCAGGCCGGUAUCGUGCCGGUGCCCAUCGAGGUACCUCUGACCCGUCGCGACGCGGGCUCCCAGCAGAUCGGUUUCCUCCUGGGAAGCUGCGGAAUCCAGGUGGCGUUAACCAGCGAGGCGUGUCUCAAGGGUCUACCGAAGACCGCGGCCGGCGAGGUGGUAGCCUUCAAGGGCUGGCCGAAGCUGCAUUGGUUCGUCACCGAACAUCUAGGCAAAACGCCCAAGGACUGGCUGCCACCACCGCGUCUCACCGACGACACGCCCGCGUACAUCGAGUACACCACCGACAAAGACGGCUCUGUGAUGGGUGUGACCAUUACGAGGGCGGCGAUGAUGUCCCAUUGCCGCGCACUCACACAAGCCUGCGGCUACACCGAGGGCGAGAACGCCGUCUGCGUGUUGGACUUUAAGCGAGAGGUUGGCCUUUGGCACAGCACCUUGACCAGCGUCCUCAACGGAAUGCAUGUGAUCUUCAUCCCUUAUGCCUUGAUGAAAGUCAAUCCCGCCAGCUGGAUGCAGAUGAUCACCAAGCAUCGCGCCAGCGUGGCUGUUGUCAAGUCGCGGGACCUCCAUUGGGGUCUGCUGGCCACCAAGGACCACAAGGACGUGUCUCUGUCGUCGCUGAGGCUGCUGCUCGUCGCGGACGGCGCGAACCCUUGGUCCCUUUCGUCCUGCGAUCAGUUUCUUUCGGUAUUUCAGUCCAAGGGGCUCAGGCCGGACGCCGUCUGCCCUUGCGCCUCUUCCAGCGAGGCUCUGACGGUUUCGGUGAGAAGGCCCGGACGCGCAGGAGUGAACGCCACCGGUCGCGGAGUCCUCUCCAUGUCGGGCUUGAGUUACGGAGUCGUCCGAGUGGAUCAGGAGAACUCCUUGACGUCGUUGACGCUGCAAGAUUGCGGACAAGUCAUGCCUGGAAGUAUAGUAGUUGUCAUCAAGAUGGAGGGCCAGCCGUUCAUCUGCAAGACGGACGAAGUCGGGGAAAUUUGCGUGCACAGUGCGGCGACCGGCAGCCAAUAUUGGGGCCUGCAAGGGCUCACCAACAACACCUUUAAAGUAUCGCCAUUGCAGGCCGACAGUACACCCCUCGGCGACGUGGAGUACACGCGCUCUGGCUUGCUGGGCUUCCUCGGUCCCGGAGGACUCGUCUUCGUCUGCGGUUCGCGCGACGGUCUGAUGACGGUGACUGGUAGGAAACACAACGCUGACGACAUCAUCGCCACUGUGCUGGCGGUCGAGCCGAUGAAGUUCAUCUACCGCGGCAGAAUCGCCGUUUUUAGUGUGAGGGUUCUCAGAGACGAGAGGAUAUGCGUCGUCGCCGAGCAACGACCGGAUUGUAGCGAGGAAGAGAGCUUCCAGUGGAUGUCCCGAGUGCUGCAAGCGGUCGACUCGAUUCACGCGGUAGGAAUAUACUGUCUCGCCCUGGUACCACCUAACUACCUGCCCAAGACGCCGCUGGGCGGUAUUCAUCUGUCGGAGACAAAACGUCGCUUCCUCGAAGGCGCCCUGCACCCGGCUAACGUGCUGCUCUGUCCGCACACUUGCGUCACCAACCUACCGAAACCGCGCGAAGUGCAUUCAGCGGGGGAUUCUGUUGCAGACGUUGGCCCGGCGAGUGUUAUGGUGGGGAACAUCGUCCAGGGUAACAGACUGGCCUCGGCGCAGGGACGAGACAUGGGUGUCCUGGACGAGGACAGCGACAAUGCCAAAAAGUACCAGUUUAUCUCUGAAAUCCUACGGUGGCGCGCCGUCAGCACCUCGGACCAUGUGAUAUUUACGUCGUUGAACGCGAAAGGGGCCGUGGCCACCUCGUUGUCCUGCUCGCAAUUGCACAAGAAGGCCGAGAGGAUCGGCAAUCUGCUCCUCGAUCGUGGGAGAGUCAAUACAGGGGACCAUGUGGCUCUCAUCUUCCCACCCGGCACCGAUCUGAUAUGCGCAUUUUACGGCUGUUUAUAUGUCGGCGCUGUGCCAGUGACCAUCAGGCCGCCUCAUCCGCAAAAUCUGCAGACGACUUUGCCGACCGUUCGCAUGAUCGUGGACGUCAGCAAGUCCGUUCUCGUGCUGACCAAUCAGAACAUCUUGAAGCUGUUGAAAACGAAGGAAGCGAAUAACGUGGUCGACGUAAAGAGUUGGCCGAUGAUCCUGGAUAUGGACGACAUGCCAAAGAAGAAGCUGCCGGUAAUGUAUCGAGCGCCCACCGCGGAGAUGUUGGCCUACUUGGACUUCAGCGUCUCUACGACGGGCAUGCUUGCCGGCAUCAAGAUGUCCCACGCGGCUGUCACCUCGCUGUGCCGCGCCAUGAAGCUGGCGUGUGAACUUUAUCCCUCCAGACACAUCGCUCUCUGUCUGGAUCCGUAUUCAGGGCUCGGCUUCGCCUUGUGGUGUCUCAGCAGCAUAUACAGCGGACAUCAUUCCAUACUGAUACCACCCUCCGAGGUGGAGGCCAAUCCCGCGCUCUGGCUGUCCGCGGUGAGCCAGUCCAGAGUACGAGACACGUUUUGCUCGUACGGUGUAAUGGAGUUGUGCACGAAGGGGCUCGGCUCGUCGGUGCAUACGCUCAAAGCGCGAGGCGUCAGUCUGGCUUGCGUAAGAACGUGCGUCGUCGUCGCCGAGGAAAGGCCGCGGAUAGCAUUGACGACUAGCUUCAGCAAACUGUUCUCAGCCCUCGGUCUGAGCCCACGCGCCGUCUCCACCUCGUUCGGUUGCAGAGUAAACACUGCCAUUUGCUUACAGGGUGCAUCGAGUCCGGAGCCUUCAACGGUGUACGUGGAUCUCCGUGCGUUACGCAACGACCGGGUGUCUCUGGUGGAGCGCGGCAGCCCGCACUCCCUGUGCCUGAUGGAGUCGGGUAAACUGCUACCUGGCGUGAAAGUGAUCAUCGCGAACCCCGAGACCAAGGGUCAGUGCGGCGAUUCACACCUGGGCGAGAUCUGGGUACAGUCGUCGCACAACGCCAGUGGCUACUUCACGAUCUACGGCGACGAGAGCGACUACGCCGAUCACUUUAAUGCACGGUUGGUUACCGGCAAUACGAACGAGGUCUACGCGAGAACCGGCUAUCUCGGCUUCCUCAGGAGAACCGAGAGCGUUCAGCAAUCGGUCAUCAGCGACGUACCCGGUGACACUACGUCCGCGGCCGAGGCGGACCUCGUGCCGAACGACCCGGAGCUGCACGACGCCGUAUUCGUUGUCGGCGCCCUCGAUGAGGCCAUAUUGCUGCGGGGUAUGCGCUACCAUCCGAUAGACAUCGAGAACAGCGUCAUGCGGUGUCACAAGAAAAUCGCGGAGUGCGCUGUAUUCACAUGGACCAACCUCCUAGUGGUAGUGGUAGAACUGGAUGGCAGCGAGAGCGAGGCCCUCGACUUGGUGGCUCUGGUGACGAGCGCCGUGCUCGAGGAGCAUCAUCUUGUGGUAGGCGUGGUGGUGGUAGUGGACCCCGGUGUGGUACCCAUCAAUUCGCGCGGCGAGAAGCAGCGAAUGCAUCUGCGCGACGGCUUCCUGGCGGACCAGCUCGACCCGAUCUACGUGGCGUAUAAUAUGUGAAAUGGUGCGCGCGACAAGGCCAUUCCCUCCGCCCUCCGCCCUCCUACUCCCCGUCGACAGUCCUUGCACGACGUGCUGAGGCUGCAGUGGAACUCCAUUCGCGAGGACGAUAUCGCAGCGAGUAUGAUGGGACGAGCGACUUCGGAGAGAGCUCGAUAGGAACAUUCCCUCGUCCCUCGUUUCCCUUGACUCUCGCGUACGUCUCAUUGGACCCUUUCGUUUCACCUCGCUUGCGCUCAUCGCGGGGUUCUUUUUCGCUUACCUUUCCCACAACAGAAUCCAGCUUCUGGAUUUGCCGAACGGCUCCGCGGUGCCGCGCAGGCUUGUUUCAUUCUACGGCCGCGUCCAGCCUCGCACAGAGACACGCUGAUUAGCUAAUUAUCUGGACGCGAGACUCGUUAUUAGAGCGAAUCAUUCGAAGCGACGGGAGAGCAACGAUAGUACGUCGAGAACGAACGUAUAUCCCGAACGAGAUGGAGUUCUACUGUGUGUAUCGAGGGAUGUUCACGCGCUCCGACAGAGGGCGCAGCGAGUGUUGCCGCUAGCGAGAGCUCACGCAUGAGCAAACCCGAUACACUCAUGCGCCUGAGAAGCCCCCAACUGCCAGCGAAGCCUCUUCUUUUGGAAAAAUCACAUUCGUGAAUUAGUAUCACAUUACGUACGUGUAUGACGCAUAAACGAGGUAGAACGGUCGGCGUAUAAGAAAGCCGAUGACGAAUCACAAGGUCGAUGAUAGGUCGAUGAUGAAAUUUCGCGGCUUGCUCGCGGCUGGCUGUCCGACUCUGCGACGCAUCGACCAAGCGCCUGUAGAGCACCGUAGACCCCGGCAUUUGAUCCUUUUGCAUUUUUGCGCGGCGAAGGAAAACUCGACCGACCAACCGGCCAUUCUCCGCGACAGUCACACUCGAGCGUUUGGUUUCUGCUAGCACAGGUUGGCUAUUUUCUCUCUACACUGGCUUCGAAACGGCUAACCUUCUCCCGGCUUUGGAUCCUUCGGCGCGCAGUGAGUGUCCAAUGAGAGGACUUCGCCUCUGGGAAUCGCUGGGAAACAGGUUCUCUCGUCGGACCGUCGGUUGCAUCUCGAAGCGAGAGGCUCUUCAGACCGUUUUGAAACUCGGUGUAUAUCCGAGGACAGAAAGGCAGAAGAAAGUUUUCUACGCGAGUCUCAGGGCGCGUCAAUCUUGUUCAAUGGCAGGAUUUCUCGCCCAAGACUCGUCAAGUGCAGCGAACUAUCUUCCUGCCCGCGACUGUACGCUGAGUUUCAAAUCCGGUUUGGGAGUCUCCUUUUGUUUCAGAACGCAACUCUGAUGGUCCAAUGAGAGAACUUGUUCGUGGAAAAUCGCCAGAGUUCGAGUUCUCUCGUUGAGCCCUUUUCCCAACGCAGUAGCGGCUGUCCAAUAAGGACACCUGGGGACUUUUCAGAAACGAGUCCUUUCACUCAAGGAAGGAUACUGAAGUCGUGUUGAAGCCCAGCGUAGAAGAGUACUCUCUCCGGAGAGAAAGCAAGACGCGCGACAGAGUGCUUGGCUGGACCGCGACCAGCCGCGUUAUCCUGCGGCUCAGAGGAUUGAAGGACGAGCGCUCUACGUUUUGUACAUAUGACCGUUUCCUCUCGAGCCGUGGGAUCACGAUGGGUGAGGAAGAAGGAGAGAGAGGGGGAGAGAGAGAGAGAGAGAGAGAGAGAGAGAGAGAGAGAGAGAGAGAGAGAGAGAGAGAGAGAGAGAUCCUGUUCGCACGUGACGUCGGCGCGAUGUUCUCGAAGCGACGAAGCGUGCGGAGAGUUGAACUGAUUUGCGCGCGUAAGAAGGAAGAGAAACAAGGUGGCGUAGUUUCGCGUUAGUCUCGAGUCUUGCACGGCCAGUUGCGGGCGGUUCCGGAUCGCGUCAGGCUGCGACACGCACACGAGUAUCUCCUGCGGCUUUGCGCACAUUUUGAGCUGAAGUCUCCUUAUACAUCGCGCACGUGUCGGCGAGUGUAAUCUCCAGCGCGCGGAGUUCAUCGACGGCAACAACGAAAAGUUUCGUCGCCUGCGAUGGCGGCUACGACUCGCGCAGAUUCACGACGGGUCCCUCGUAAGCACAUUUCUACGAUUCUCACCAAGUCGCCGCGGCCAUGUUGACUCACGACGUCGGAAGCGGGAAAACGCGCCCCGAAAACUCUCGCAAGAGUAUGAUGAAGUGAGUUUCUUCUCUUUUUUCUUCAUCGCGUGCUGUCGCGACUGAUCCUCAGACAGUCCAGUGAUUUACUUACGCGCUUAUUUGCAUAAAUAUUAUAUAGACUAAUUAACCCUCGAUGAUGCAUCUUAGACCUGAUUGAUGCGCUUCUUCUCGUGCUAAAGCGGGUCAGAUAUUUCAGAUGAGAUGAGAAGACAUAUUUAUGAAAUGACACCUGCUGUCGACUGGGCGGACCUGCGAAGUAGUCUGAACACUUUUCCGCUGCAACAAUCAAUGAAUAACGGUCGAAUGGACGAGACAGACAUGACGAGAAGAGACACGACUGGAGUCUAACGGGAGAUUAAAUGCGAAACUUUCUGCAGAGGAUCACGAGGAGAGAUGAGUUGAAGAAGCAGAUCGUGAAGAGGUUCUACUCACCUCGACCGUUAGAGCGAAAGGAAAGUGUCCGGACUGGUGCGCAGAAAUCUGCUCGAUCUGCUUGCGACACAUCAGCUGGCCGUCAUGUUCCGCAAAAGCGUCGCAUCUCCCCGCUUCUGACGCGAUCAAUCGAGAGCCGCGGCGCGAAGAAGCCUUAACCGCCACUCGGAAGAUUUGAUUUGAUCUCCGGCAUUCAAUUAUCUCACAACCUCGUCCGCACAAAUCACGUACAAUUACGGGACUAGCACGAGUUUGCGGAUAGGAAUGGUAGAAUGUAUAUCACGCGAUAUCGACUUUAGGGCUGUCGACCUUUCCUCCGAGCGUUUAUCGGCGAGUCAAAAAUCAGCGUCCUUCGUUGGCCUACGUUUAGAGACGUCGAGGUUAGAUUAAUUGAAGCGGCUUUUUAGUGAGAGAGAGAGAGAGAGAGAGAGAGAGGGGGGGGUGAAGGGGAACCGAUUCGAGUUUAACGGGAGAUGCUCCGUGCGUCGAAUGCGUCCACGAUGGGAGCGAGAAAAUUUUUUCGACGAAACUUCAGUCCGACUUUAGUGUGAACGAAGGGUCCUCCUCGAGGAAGACUCGUCGACUCUGCCGUAAAGAACGAAACGCCCGAAAGUCGAUCGAUUGCGUUAGAUUCCCCCCAGAGGAGACCUUUUUUUACUCACGGACCUUUUCUACGGAUGUGUACAAUUGUUGAUAGAUCUUUAAUUUUAUAUUCUUAUUUUAAUGUAACGACCACAUACGGCGUAUAUGGCGUAUCGUUGCGACUACACUGCGAGACUCUGCGAUUGUAAUGACCACACGUGUAUCCGUCAUGCGCCGAGCGAUUGGCAGCGAGCCAGGACGAGUUGGCCGGCGUCUUUGUCGCGUGAUUACCGCGAAGAGUGCGCUCUUCGACGAUGUUCCCGUAGAUUACCGCGAGCGUCUGCCUCAUGACAUUCCGCGUUGUUUAGCUUGCGUGCGAGAGAGAGAGAGAGAGAGAGAGAGAGAGAGAGAGAGAGAGAGAGAGAGAGAGAAUAAUCCGAAGCCGGCUCGUCGCCGCGGAUUGAAGAGCAAAAGGAAGCGAGACGGAAAGAGAACGAAACCGUCGGAGUCAUCAUCGCGACUCCAUAGCGGAGCGCAGAAGUUCGUCGGCUGCUUUCUUUCCUUACAGCGGGCAUGCGAAUAGCAAAAGUAGAGAGGCGAGUGACCGAGGAGGGAGGAGGCGGAGAGCGCGGAGGACUUCCCCGCCUGGGCGAGAAAGAUCGCUGAACGAACUUCGGCGGCUUCGACGCGGCGACGACGACGACUUGGUCAGUGCAAUACACGCGUGGCGCCUGGUGUGAUUCGCAAUCGCACGCGGCGUGUGACGACGAAUUAUCGUAACCGGAGCCUUGACAGAUUUGUAAAUACGUAACGGCGAGAAAAGGAGGCGAAGCUCCCGGCGUCUUUCCUCCCACGCGCUGCAACCCCAAGCUUCACGACCCGUCCGACCACUUUCCCUCUUGCGAGGUCGUUCGUUUACGUGUCCCUCUGUCUCUUUCUCUACCUCCUCCUUCUUCUCCUUCUCUUGUUCUCGGUCUUCUUCUUCUUGGCCGCGUUUUCUUAUUAAGCUAUCGUGCCAUGUCACUUGUUCACCUUCACUUCACCGCACUUCCCGCGUGUUGUGGAUAGGAGUAGCCGGAGAUGAGUUCGCGCAGGCUUGGUUGCACCGAUAAUCCCAGUUCGUCGAGUGCCAUCACACUUGACCGCGCCGUGUCUCUCUUUAUGUCUGUCUGUCUAUCUGUCUGUCUGUUCGUCUCAUUUCUCUUUGAGAAAUCGCGACUGCUCGUCUAGCUGAGUAUCACUGUUAGGUUUGUAAUGUAAACGCAGGGAAGGGAUGAUGUAAGUUAUUCACACGGUUAUUUAUUGUCACACAAUUAAUUAUUUAAUUACAUCUGAUCUCAUCUUUCGCUCUCUCUCUCUUUCUCUCCCCUCUCUCUCUCUCCCUCUCUCUCU
Messenger RNA from Harpegnathos saltator (Jerdon's jumping ant), 13349 nucleotides. It is a transcript of the gene DIP2, whose product is annotated as disco-interacting protein 2. The transcript has 17 exons. Lineage: Eukaryota; Metazoa; Arthropoda; Insecta; Hymenoptera; Formicidae. The coding region runs from base 2050 to 8784 and encodes 2244 amino acids. The record is from RefSeq and is a predicted model, not a curated record.